Molecule: messenger RNA, 3928 nt
Organism: Archocentrus centrarchus (flier cichlid)
Lineage: Eukaryota; Metazoa; Chordata; Actinopteri; Cichliformes; Cichlidae
Product: coiled-coil domain-containing protein 120-like
Exons: 10
Coding region: 242-2095 (617 amino acids)
Source: RefSeq, a predicted model, not a curated record
AUUACAAUUGGGAUACGGAGCCACCAUGAACGGGGAGCUGUUUUCCGUGAUUUGCCGCACAUUUUGUUAAUAAAAGGCUUUCUUCCCGAAAGGAUUUCGUCUUGUGUUCGCUCGCAGGAAUGAUUUUUCUCCGCUUGGUUUUGCUUCAGAGGACCAUGGAGACCUCCGAAGGCAACAGUCAUGCUCUCUGGUGAGGGCGUGGCUGAGAGCGUGAGUUGUAAAGUCCCCAGAAUUACAUCACAUGGAGGUCAAAGGACAUCUGAUUACAUCCAUGGGUUUGGGGGCUCCUGAUGUUCAAGGCUGCCAGGAUGGCAAGCUGCAGGCUGAGAGGGUCGCAGCUCUGCAGGAGAGGAAGCAGGCCCUGGAGGCUCUCCUCAAUGCCAGAGUGGGGGAGCUCAAACAAGUGUGUUUGCAGGAAGCUGAGCUGACUGGGAAGUUGCCACGUGCUUUUCCAUUGGAAACGGGAGAGAAACCCCCACUGGUGCAGCGGAGAGCUGGCCUAGCGCCCAUCUCCAAGGCAGAGGAUGAGGCUGCCCAAAGAAAGCAGAUGAAAGCCAUCUUCACGGGUGCUCUAUACAGACACUCAGAGUCCGACCGAAAUGUUCCAAAUAGCAAAAGAACAGUCCAUCGGGGCUGUCACACAGAGGACACAGUCAUGUCAGAGAGUACCAGCUCCAUGUCAGAUUCAACAUCCCAUGACAAUGAGUCUUCACCCAGUGUGGCUGCUGACCAGCGAUCUCUGUCUCAGCCACGGCUCACUGCAGGCAGCCCUGAGCACAGACUCAGCAGGAAGCUAUCCCCAGUGGAGAUUUACUACGAGAUGAGGACACGGCGUAACUCUGUCACGAGCUCUGUUAGCCCAACUCAUUCUUUACCUAGAAGUGCUUCUAAUGUUGAAGGCAGAAGUGUUCCAGCAACUCCUAUGUUGGCUCGAACUGCUCCCAUCAGCGUUCACGUCAGGUCCGAUGCAUCGGGUGGUAAUGGGUUGAAGCAGUGGUCUGGAAGCCUGGAUGUGCCAUAUAUGAUCCCACUGGCUCCAGAAGGCUCUUCCUCUGACCGCCGCAGCUGCCCGUACAGCUCCCGAGCCAGACGCAGCAACAGCUCUGAGGCCCUGCUGGACAGAUCAAGCCUUCCAGACGACCCAGCCCCUAGAAACGGCAUGCCCCAGAGAGGAGGGCCCUACAAGAGUUCAGAGACACUGACGGAUGGAAAACUGCGGCACAUUCACUUGGGAAGCCCAGAGGGACAUGUGGACAGCUCUGUGGAGCAAGUCAAAAUGCGUCUGUCUGUGGGUGGCAGGGGAGCAAGUGGUGGCUACAAUGAACUUUUGAUGGACUAUAUCUGGGGAAAACAGCAGAGGAUGCAAGUACAGCAACAUCUGUAUCAGUCCACAGGCAGGAUCUGGCAAGACAUGUCCUCCCCUCGCUCCUCCACUGCAGCAGUGCCUCCCCAUGCCAAUGGAUUUUCCCAUUCCCAGGUUCACCUCCCUAGUGCUGCACCUCCUUACAGUCCCAUGGUCCUAAGAGGAUCCCAAGCUGAACUUCGCAGGGUCAAAGUCACCAGAACCAAAUCUUGUGGGCCCUUUAUUCCUUUGCAGCAACAUCCCCAAGAUGCAAUCCUACUAUCAGCGUAUGAGUCCCCCCUUCCUAUCUCUGGGACCACCACAUCAUCCAUUCCCAACCUGCACCCUUACCAGACAGAGUUAUCUGGUCCCUCCUUCAACCGCAGACCCCCACAGUUCUCACUUCCUACUCCAGAAGACUCAACAAGAAGCUUACAUAAAGCCCUGGCUCUGGAGGGACUUAGGGACUGGUAUCUGAGGAAUGCUCUUGGCUAUCCUACUGCUGCCUCAAAGGGCCAUGAGGCAGGGAUCUCACGUCUUUCACACCCCCACCCACUGGUGCACCAAGCCCAGUCUGUUCAAGGUGAACCAACCAACCUUCAAAGGCCUCAGAUACCCCAGUCAGCCAGUUUCCAUGGUCACCCACUGCAUGGAAGGUCAAUGGAGUUCUCUCUCUAUCAGGAUACUUCUGAGCCACAGAUGCAAGAGGUAACUCCAAAGGAACCCAGUGCUGACCCAGGCACCUUGGUCUGAAGCAGCAGACACACAUGCACACAUCAAUGCAUUGCAUAUGCAGAAACUCUGUCGCUUCACAUGGACUUGUGUAUGUACUACUCAAAAAACAAAGUGAACACUUAAAUCACACAUUGUAUCUCGAUGAAUUACAUAUUCAAAUGGAAAAUAUUUAAUGAUUCUUUUUGCACUGUGUAAUUUGUUGAGAAGAAAAUGACGCAACAGUUCGUGCGAACCAAAAUCAUCAACCCUCUGAGAGCUGGAUUCACAAUCACAACAAAAAUCUGAGUUAAAAAUUGUUCAAGUGUUCCCUUAAUUCUUUUGAGCAGUAUAAUUACACAAUUACACACAUACACAAGUUGAUAUAAUGUGACCUCAACAGCAUAGAAAAACACGACAACCUCAGCAGAAAGAGACUGAAGCAAAUGACAAACUGUAGCUGUACAGUUUGAAAAAGCCUGGGCAACCUCCCUGUGUUAUAUCUGAUUUUUUAUUUUUUUUUAUUUUUAUUUUUUUUGCCAAUAUCAACCCCAGUGUUUUAUGUGGAUGUACACUGGUGCUGACUUGCAGAGCAUCUAAUACCAAUAUGGUCAUACUUCAUAUAUAAAUAUUUCUGGUCCAACAUAAGCAGAAAGCUCCUUCCCAAUAACCCUGAAAGUCUGUCGAGAUAUACUUUUUUACAGAAUAUAUACAACUGUAAAGUACUAUUUUGUAUCUUCUAAGAUAUAAAGAACUGUUAUAUUAAAGAGGUAAUUUAUUGCUCAUUAACCAUGUGAUAUACAAAGUAGUUAUGAGCUCAUGUCAUUUGAAACGUAUUACAUGCCAGUGAAUGUGUGUUUGUAAAUUAUAUAAACAUGUUUCAGUCCUCAUCUGCCUUUAAUGUCACAGUCAUUUGUAUUUUUCAUAUUUGAUAAAAAUGAAGUGGGCCAUGAACUGUAGCGCAACGUUGUAGCAGACAGGAGUGCCUAAAUGUUUAAUAUCAAAACUAAACCUUGGUUUGAAAACUUUAAAGUUGCUAGCAUUAAGACUGUGUGAGCCUAGUCUAAUCAAAAACUAAAAGCAUAUCACAAUGUGACUAAAUUAGGGUAUGUGGAAUGAUGUCAUAUAUAUAUAUUUCAGUGUUUUUGAAGUUUGUUUUCUCGAUUCAGCUCAGUGCUGGUUGAUUAAAUGUAGCCUUAUCUGUGCUAACCUUGACAGAAUAAUUAGAUCAAUUUUAGGAAAAAUCUUAGGGCUGUAGUGAGAUCUACUGUAUGGCAGUAGCACUUGACUGUGUGACAAGAAAUGACUCGUGUCAAAUCAUUUUUUUCUGCAUUCACUUGUGGAGGAUUUGAUCGUCAUACAGAGCACUUUAUGAACAUCUUAAGCCUUAACCCCUGUGAAACUGUCACCGAGAGAGAGAACAGGCAGUAAGAAGGUUUUGACAGGGUUUAUAAUGUGACAAAAUUAAGCAAAGUGAGGAUUUUUUUUUUUUUUUAAUCCCCCAAACAUCUGCUGAAGGUCUGAGUGGUGGUCUGUAUAUAGUGUGGAUUGUAAUGGUGAGUCUCAAGCUAAUGUUCUAUUCCCAUACUAACAACAUAAUUGUCAAACUAACCACAUAAGUAUAAUCCAAAUAACCUCCCCUACUCCUUCAACCCCCCCCAAGUGAGCACUAUUUAAUUGGUUAUAAAAAGCGAGGCUGAUUGUGUGAUCAGAAUAAGGCUGUUGCAGUACUGAGUGAUGGUGUGAGCAGGUCUCAUACCAGUAAAUGUCUUCAUGAGAAUUCAUGCUAUUUGUAAAGAAAUUGUUUUACAUGUUUGCUUUGUUUUAAAGAGAAGUUACUUUUUUUAAAAACACUAUCAUGUCCCGUUGUAUGUU